Molecule: messenger RNA, 5352 nt
Organism: Tachysurus vachellii
Lineage: Eukaryota; Metazoa; Chordata; Actinopteri; Siluriformes; Bagridae
Gene: ern2
Product: endoplasmic reticulum to nucleus signaling 2
Exons: 22
Coding region: 202-3015 (937 amino acids)
Biological process (GO): IRE1-mediated unfolded protein response; protein phosphorylation; mRNA processing
Cellular component (GO): IRE1-TRAF2-ASK1 complex
Molecular function (GO): RNA endonuclease activity; protein serine/threonine kinase activity; ATP binding
Source: RefSeq, a predicted model, not a curated record
UUGGUCCAAAGGCGGAAAUGUGUGUUAUUUAUGUGUUAACAUGGAGUCUGCUCUCACUCUCACUCUCACGGUUACCUUCUAACAGUAACUUCUGGAAUGUCACUGACGCUCGGACAUGAAAAACAAGUUGACUUUUCGACAUUAGCUCUCGUUUUGAUUUGUGCGCGCGACACCGGUAAAGUUCCUCACGCGCACUGAGGGAUGGACCGGACACGGUGUGUUUGUGUGUGUGUGUGUCUGCUUAUAUGUCUAAGUGGACCGUGUUUACAGUGUGAAGGAGGGAGCUCUGUCACGCUCCCAGAGUCUCUGCUCUUUGUCUCAACACUAGAUGGGAGUCUGCACGCCAUUAGCAAACAAACUGGAGACAUCAAAUGGACUCUGAAGGAAGAUCCAAUCAUCCAGGUUCCAGUUUACCUGCAGGAACCAGGUUUCCUUCCCGACCCCAAUGACGGCAGCCUGUACGUGUUGGGAGAUAAACACAAACAGGGUCUAAUGAAACUUCCCUUCACUAUUCCAGAGUUGGUUCAGUCAUCUCCCUGUAGAAGCUCAGAUGGCAUCCUGUACACAGGUAAAAAACAAGACACAUGGUUUGUAGUGGAUCCUCAGACAGGUGAGAAACAGACGAGUUUAAGUACAGCGUCCUCGGAUUCCAUCUGUCCAUCGGCUCCUCUCCUCUACAUCGGACGCACAGAGUACAUGAUCACCAUGUUUGACACCAAGACACAGGAGCUGCGCUGGAACGCGACCUAUAAUGAUUAUUCAGCUCCACUGUACGAUGACCAAAAAUACGAUUACAAGAUGUCCCACUUUGUCUCGAGUAGUGAUGGUCUGGUGGUGACGGUGGACCGUGACUCAGGUGACAUGUUGUGGAUGCAGAAGUUUGAGUCCCCUGUAGCCGGAGUCUACCUGUGGAUCCAGGACGGUCUGCGGCGAGUGCCUCACCUCACCGUCGCUACGGAAACACUGCGAUAUCUCACAUUCAUGGCACAUAAUACACACUCACACCCCAUGAGGUGGACCUACCAGUUUACACAGGAGCAGCACAGCACCAAGACACAGCUUGUUCCCUCUCUGUACGUGGGGAAAAUGAACUCUCACCUGUACGCCUCCACCUCUCUCGUCCACGAGGGAGUCGCUGUAGUGCCUCACAGCCUCAGACUGGCACGUAUUGAAGGGCCAACCACGACGGGCGUGACGGUGGGGAAGGGGCAGAGCGAGUGUGAGAUCACACCCAGCACUGACGUCAAGGUUCCACCAGGAAGCACCAACCCACUGCAGAACCAGUGGCUGCUGAUAGGUCAUCAUGAAGUUCCCCCUGUAGCCCACACCACCAUGCUAAGAGACUUCCCAGAGAACCUGCAACGUUCUGGUGACAUCAUCCCUCCUCGAGGUUCCUCUUCCUCAUAUAGACCAGGAGAUCAUCCAAUGCCUCCAGUGACACAUGAAAGUUCUUACACAACGUUGCCUGCCUCUUUGACCUCUGACCCUGUGACGUCAUUCCUGGUCACACUGCUGCUUGCCACACUGCUAGCUUUCUUGUUCACCUACAAGCGCCACAACAUAAAAAUGCAGAGAUCAGAAGAAAUGAUGAAGUCACGACCUUUAAUAGAUAACACCAGUCAGACAAGUCGGGUUUUGCCCACAGGAAAUGACAUCAUCGCUUCAUCGUCAACUCACAGCGACGGCAGUCAGUCAGACCACAGCAGCUCGGUCUCGUCCAAUCAAACCCGGCCUCGCUCAGACACUCAGGACUCCGGCACAAAGACUACGUCUAAUCUAUCCAGAGAGUCUGAGGCCGUGAAGCCUGAUGUGAUGGAAGUGGGUAAGAUUUCCUUCAGCCCUUCUGAAGUCCUGGGACACGGUACAGAGGGAACGUUUGUCUUCAGAGGUCACUUUGAUGGGCGACAUGUCGCAGUCAAGCGUAUCCUACCUGAGUGUGUGGAGUUUGCUGAGCGUGAGGUUCAGUUGCUGCGUGAAUCAGAUGAACAUCCUAACGUCAUCCGUUAUUUCUGCACAGAACGCGACCGCCAGUUCAUCUACAUCGCCAUCGAGCUGUGUGCUGCCACCUUACAGCAGUAUGUUGAGGACCUGAGCUGUCUAUAUUCACAACUGGACCCUGUGACUCUGCUGGAGCAGACGAUGUGUGGACUCCAUCAUCUUCACUCCCUCAACAUCGUUCAUAGAGACUUGAAGCCUCGUAAUAUCCUCCUCUCGACGCCCGGAGCUCUCGGGCGAGUGCGAGCCGUGAUCUCCGAUUUCGGAUUGUGUAAAAAACUUCCAGACGGCCGGCAUAGUUUCAGCCUGCGCUCCGGAAUCCCGGGAACAGAAGGCUGGAUCGCUCCGGAAUUACUCCUGGGUGACGAGAAGGGAAACCCUACGAGUGCAGUGGACAUUUUCUCAGCAGGCUGUUUGUUUUAUUACGUCGUAUCAAGAGGACAACAUCCGUUCGGGGACACGUUACGUCGCCAAGCUAACAUCCUCUGUGGAGCCUACAGUCUGGAGAACUUCAUGGAGGAUAUACACGACGACGUCAUUGCCAGAGAUUUGAUUGAGAUGAUGAUCAGUGCAGAUCCGGAGUCCCGCCCCUCCACCGCCUCCGUACUAAAACAUCCGUUUUUUUGGAGGCCGGAAAAACAACUGCAAUUCUUUCAGGAUGUCAGUGAUCGUAUUGAAAAGGAGCCAACAGAGAGCCUUAUUGUGGUUCGUUUAGAGACGUCGAGUCGAUCGGUGGUCAGAACCAACUGGAGAAUGCACAUCUCAGCGCCUCUACAGGCCGAUCUGAGGAAAUUCCGCACGUAUAAAGGGAACUCUGUCCGAGACCUGCUCAGAGCCAUGAGAAAUAAAAAACAUCAUUAUCAUGAACUCCCAGCUGAGGUUCAGGUGGCACUCGGUGAAGUCCCAGACGGCUUUGUGGCGUAUUUCACCUCCCGUUUCCCGCGGUUACUGCUGCACACACACACUGCGCUGAGCAUCUGCUCUUCUGAGAGACCUUUCCACCCUUAUUACCACAACUAACACACACACACACACACACAAGCUGAAGUCAUCCCCACACAUGCUGCAGGUGAAGCAGAUGUGAAGCAGAACACAACGUGAGGACGUUUCUGCUUCGGUGUAAUGACACUGUGUCCUGAGUCGUGGAGCCAGAAGACUUUCAGGCAAAAGUUUUAGCACCGUUGUUUCCUGUGGAACUGCUGAUGUGAUUCGGCUGUUUAGUGUUGUUUUAUACAUCAGUCCUGAUUCUCUGAUCCAUGAACUACUGGUGGAUUAAGCAGUGGAUUGGGUCUGUUUGAUGUUAUUAAGCCUUAAUGACGUGAACAAUAUGUAGCUUCAGCUGCUGCUGUUGUUUAACAGGAGUGUGUGCUGUGUUCUUCACCCUAAUCACCAUGGAAACGGCUCUCUGAGGGUUUAAACCCUAGGGUUAGGCUGUUAGACCAAAACCUCGACUGUAAGUUCAAACUGGACACAAACAAAAUCCAGCUGUAAAUCGUUCUCCAGAUUUUUUACAUGUACAGAAACCAUCAGUUUUAUUUAUUUUGUCUACGCUGAUAAGUUGAUAACGUUUACUUCAGUAUUUCACACACACUGUUUUAAAGGAAAACAAGUCUAUACAUUUAUAUAAAAAAACAAGAUGAGCUGGAAUCAGGACUAAAGUAAUGGCACCCUGCAAAAGGAAGGUGUGUGCACGUGUGAGUGUGCGCAUGUACGUGAGUGUGCGCACGUGUGUGUGAGCGUGAUGUUUGACAUGCUGCAGUGUUGAGAUUAGUAGAAGCUCUUUUACAAUGUGGGCGUGGCUAAAUGUGUCAUAAACACACUUGGUAAUUUAAUACUGAAUGAAUUUCAUCCUGUUCACACGUUAUAAAUCGGGUUGGAUUUUUAACCUCCAUUUGACCACGAAACCAUUCGCACCCCAUUUUAUUAAAAAAAGAGUGAGAGCUCAGACCACGUGGAGCUCAGAUCACGUGGAGCUCUGAUCACGUGGAGCUCUGAUCACGUGGAGCUCAGACCACGUGGAGCUCAGACCACGUGGAGCUCAGACCACGUGGAGCUCUGAUCACGUGGAGCUCUGAUCACGUGGAGCUCUGAUCACGUGGAGCUCAGACCACGUGGAGCUCUGAUCACGUGGAGCUCUGAUCACGUGGAGCUCAGACCACGUGGAGUUCAGACCACGUGGAGCUCAGACCACGUGGAGCUCUGAUCACGUGGAGCUCUGAUCACGUGGAGCUCAGACCACGUGGAGCUCAGACCACGUGGAGCUCUGAUCACGUGGAGCUCUGAUCACGUGGAGCUCAGACCACGUGGAGCUCAGACCACGUGGAGCUCAGACCACGUGGAGCUCAGACCACGUGGAGCUCAGACCACGUGGCGCUCAGACCACGUGGCGCUCAGACCACGUGGAGAUCAGGCCACGUGGAGCUCUGACCACGUGGAGAUCAGACCAUGUGGAGCUCUGACCAUGUGGAGCUCUGACCAUGUGGUUGGACCAUCUCUUGCUCUGACUCUGAGUGAUUGGAUGUGAGAAUCAGCCACCAGCUCAAACAGGAUGGUGGCCAUUUCUUUUAUUUGCUCUUCAUACUUCACUGCACAAACUUCAAGCUUCUAAAAACAUUCACAAACUUUGACUUUAAAUCCAGAUCUGCACAGUGCACCACUAGGAGAUUUAGUUUCCUGUUGGUCUAACAGACAAACUGCAUCAUUUCCAGUUUGUUGCAUAAGUAUUUACUCCCCUGAACAUUUCUACGGUGUUACGACCUGGAGUUGAGACGCAUGGUGGUGGAAGCGUCCUGUUGGGUUUAAACGUAGCUCACAGCUACAGUUACAUUUUAUUAAUUGGCACAAACAUGAAAAGUUCUUUAACAAAACACUAGCUAACAGGCUUGUAGUUCCUCACACAGACAUGGUUUUAAUACCACAGUGUUGAUUAACAUAUUUUUAAACAUCUCAGAACUUCAUGUGCAGAUAUUAAAAUUGCUCAGUAUUUAUUUUAUAUAGAAUUUUUUUUCAAGCAUUUUAUAAGUUGUUACUGGAAACACUUGAUGUGAUGUCGAGUUUUAAAAGCUACAUAUAACAAGAUGUACAUGUUCACAGCUUGUUCUUAAACUGUGUUCUGAUCCAAAUCCCUCACACCAUCAGUAAGAAUCAGAAGUUAACGUUCUACAGAUUUUAAACAACCUGAAGUCUAGAAGCUCCUCUUAUGAUAAAGACUUUCUACAGAGAAGGGAACGAGAGUUGGCUGUAAGUCACUGGUGUACACGUCACUCUGGGUUUAUUUAUUUUACUCACAUGAAGUUUAACAUCCAUCAUUGAGAGAUUUCUUCUUGCUGGAAAAUAAAUCACCAUUUUUGAAGUUUU